CUGCUUGUCAUACUUGUUAUGCGUGCGGAAACACGAGAGGAGAAUGGACACGAAGGAAACAAGUCGCUGAAGAAAUGUUGCUAUAAUUAUGGGGCUCUUUUCUUGUUUUUCAGGGCCACCAGAGUCAGGACUGCGACUGACAGGGCCUCAAAAUGUCGCCCACACAACGAGUACAGUCCCCGAUGCUAACGUUAUUCAGCCCGUUGAGAAGUUUAUUGACGCUGCACGUACAACGGCGCCAGUGCCAGCGCCCCCGCUAGCGCCCGCGCAUGCGCCCUGGCGAUCGAAUGAGGAGCUGGCGGCCAUCGCUGUGCGGGUUGCCGAUGUCUCGACACACACAUGGCCAGAGCGAGCGCGGCAGACGUCUGCGGACCUUGCAGACGCGCUGGGCGCAUCCCUUGUCAGCAUUUGGGGCAUCACAAGCGAUCGCUCUUCGGCAGUCGUGCUAGCUUCCGGGGGCCGCUUGCAUCCAGCACUCCCGCACGGAUACACGGUUGCAUUCGCCGCGCUAGUUGGCGAGGGGGCGGCUGCCACGAGUCUGCAAAUGCUGGCGUCCACGGAGGCCUUCCAGUUGUGGAGUUUUGUGGCCGCAGCCGACCCCAGCGCAUCUGGCGAGACUCGGCCGCAUGCAGCCGCUGCGGCGACAUCUCAGUCCUCGCCGCCGCGGGACUUCGCGGACCUGCAGCAGCUGCGGGCGGCCUGCGGCGUUGCGCACUGCGCGCUGCUGCCGCUCCGAGUGGGCGGCAGGCUGGGCGGCGCACUGCUCAUUUGCCUGGGCGGCCCCGCCAACCCCCCGCCCGGUUCCAUCAAGCCCCCUGGGGCGUCCGGCUCCGCAGCCGUGGCCUCCAGCGCAGUGGCUACCGGGGAACAGCAGGGGCCUGCGACCAUCCCCGCCGGGGCGGACCCGCCCAACUGGCUGCCGCACCACCUGCCGGAGCUGAGUCUGCUGGGCGCUGCUGUGUGCGGCGCCGUGUCUGGGCCCUACCCGCGCGAGGUGCAGUGCGCGCUGUUGGACCUGGUGGCGGCGUUGAGCCGCUGCGAGUCCAUCAACGCGCUCAUCAGCGCCGUGGUGGCGGGCCUGGCGGACCUGACCACCCGCGUCACCUGCGGCAUGGCCUUCACCGUCACGCCGCUGCUGACGCACCGCACAGGCGCCACAGCGGCCAUCUUUCAGGACGGCAGCUGGCGGGAGGGCAACACCCGGGGAGAUGUGGAGCGGGACAUGAAGAAGGCGGGUUCCGGGGCCAACCUGCCCUCCGGCGCGGCAGCAGGGCCGACAGCGCCCAAUGGGGAAGCCAGCGCCAGCCCCAGCACCCACACCAGCCCCAUGCCGGAGCCCAGCCGCACGCUGCGCGCGCACGUGACGCAUCUGAACCACACGCUCAUGCUACAGCUUAUCACGGGGGUGGACAAGAGCCGGUAUCGCAAGCUGUACAGCGGCGCCAUUAUCACCAACUGCAGCGAGCACGUGCAGGACGAGACGAAUCGUGGGCGCGACGUAUCUCUGUGCCACCGUGUGGGUGUGGCGGACACGGGCAGCCUGGUGGCGGCGGCGGGGCUGCUGCCGGGCGGCGGGCCACUGCUGUGCGCCUACCUUACUAGUCGCGAGCCGCUACCGGAGCCGCUGCUGGAGGCGGCGCUGGCGGUGGUGCACACGGCGCUGCAGCUGUGCCUGUAUUCGGUGCACUCGCUGCUGAGCGGGCCGGGCGAGGUGGGCGAGGAGUGGUCCACGCUGCACGAUGUGCACCUGCACCCCUCCUCCGUGGCCGUGUCCACCACCUGCACGCCGCGCUCGCUGGUGCGCUCCGGCACUGGGCCGCACUUGGCCAUGCCGCACGCCGCCUCCGUGCCCUCCGCCUCGCCCGCCUGCAUGGCGCCCGAAGAGCUGGGUGCAAUGACCAACGGCAACUCCACGUCUGCCACGCGGCGGCAGCUGUCGUUCAGCAUCGCCAGCACCAGCACCGCCGCCCCGCCGCGCUCCAACCUGGGGAUGAUGGUGUCGUCCAUACGCAGCAGCCUCAACGCGGUGCUGUCGCAGCGCGCCGUGCUGGAGGCCGAGGGCCUGCAGGACGACGUGAACGGCGUGGAGCUGUUGAAACAGAUCGGGCAGGGCGGCCAGGGGGUGGUGUUCUGCGGCACACUGCACGGACUGGAGGUGGCCAUCAAGGUGGUGGGCACGGAGGAGGGCGCUGACGAGGUGUAUGACAUCGACGACGAGGGCGCCAUGAUAAAGCUCAAGCGGGUGCUCAAGCGCGACGCCACCGAGCUGGCCGUCACCACCUCCAUCAGCCACCCUAACAUUGUGCAGGUGUUCAGCUACUUUGUGGAUGUGAUGGUGGUGGAGUACGUGGGCCAGCCCGACCGCUUCAAGCUGCUGCCCAAGGCCAAGGGGCACGCAGCCAGCGGCGCGGACGGCGGCGUGGGCGUGACUGGCCCUUCCAACAUGAUCAUAUGCAUGGAGUACUGCGAUGCGGGGAGCCUCAAGCACGCAGUGAAGCGCAGCUGCUUCCGCACCGAGGCCGGCGGCGGCUCCCGACCAAACCUCACGGCGCUGUACACGACGCUGAUGGAGAUCGCUCUGGCGCUGCGGCACCUGCACGCGCUGCGCCUGGUGCACUGCGACCUGAAGCCGUCCAACAUCCUGCUCAAGAGCUCCAUGCGCGACCCGCGCGGCUGGGUGUGCAAGCUGUCGGACUUUGGCUGCGUGCGGCUGAUGUCAGAGCCGGCGCCCGGGCAGCGGCCCUCCUUCAACCUGGAGUACGCGGUGGGCACGCCCUCCUUCAUGGCGCCCGAGAUGUUCUGCAAGGGACACCCGCUGGACGCGGCGGUGGACGUGUACAGCUUCGGCAUCCUGAUGUACGAGGUGUACACUGGCAGCACCGUGUACGACGGCGUGCCGCCCGACAAGCUGCCCUACCACGUGGUGAAGCGCGGGCUGCGGCCGGCCUUCCCGCCCGACACACCCAGCGCCUUCAGGUCGCUGGCGCAGGCGUGCUGGGCGAGUGAUCCCCGCAGCCGCCCCACCGCGGCGGCACUGGUGACUGUGCUGCAGCGGCUGCUGUCUUCUUCCGCCAACAUGCCGCAGGGCAUCUAAGUUUUCGUUGCAUAUUUUAUUCCUCGACUGCCAAGCCGCCAGUAAUGAUAUUUGCAUUGGGUAUGUCGAAAUGGUCUUAAAUUCGGCAGUGGGCUCUGCACAAAAGAAGGGGUGUGAGGGGACAGGGCAAGGGGGGCAAGGGGCAGGUUGGCGUAGUCCCGAAGGGCAGCGUAUCCCAGACCCAAACAUACAACAGUAAUUUUGUGACGGUAAGGCGUGAGAACGCGAUUGGUCGAAAGCGGAGUUACUGUACCAAUGCGGCGCUGACUUGCUGGUAGGCUGGUAGCUUGCUGAUGCGCAUUCCUCACCCUCCGGGCGCCCGGCCAGGCGAUAGCACCAGACAUACACAUUACACACCGCAACGCCACACUCGGGACGCAGAGUCGCCGCGCACCUGCAGGCAGGCGACCAGCCGCUGACCAGCGUCCACGGAUGGGAGUGCAGCAAAGCAAUGGUUGGGCGACAGUGUGGCAAGCAGGGGCAAAAACAGGGCUCGGCAAGGCAGCAGAGGGAGCCCAAUGGUACGGCUGCGUGGCAGGCGAGUCGAAUGCGAGUGUGAGACAAACACAACCGGAGUAUGAAGAAGCGCCGCGGGUUGGCAUUAGGAUGCCGUGACUGAUGGUCGGGGUGGACCGGUGGAGCAGCACCGCGCGCCCUCAGGACCGAAUGCGGUUAGCGAAAGGGUUGCUAGUGUCGCACGCUGGUGUUGGCUGGUGGCUCUAAGUUGUGAAUACGGUAUGCAAACAAGAAAGUAGUGGCAAGGUCUGUAGCAGGGGCCUGGUCAGUGCGCCAAGGCGUUGGGAGCCCGGGCCUGCCCGGCGGGCUCACGAAGAGCUCCCCGGGGGCACAGAGGCACGCGUGUCUUCACGGCACUGCAACAC
Messenger RNA from Chlamydomonas reinhardtii, 3975 nucleotides. RefSeq lists its product as uncharacterized. Gene Ontology annotation, molecular function: protein kinase activity; ATP binding. The record is from RefSeq and is a predicted model, not a curated record. Gene Ontology annotation, biological process: protein phosphorylation. Bases 89 to 3094 code for a protein of 1001 amino acids. Lineage: Eukaryota; Viridiplantae; Chlorophyta; Chlorophyceae; Chlamydomonadales; Chlamydomonadaceae. The transcript is spliced from 16 exons.